CACCCCCUCACUCGAGGUGCGCACGCACGCACACACCACAUUAGCCACUCAACCGUUGAACCCAUCUUCACGCUCACACGCAUCAUCCCGAACUCGCAGCCGCACACCCACACCCACGCACGUCCCCGCCACCGCCCAUCAUGGCAAUCUCCAAGAAAGCGGGUGGGAAAAAGGCAGGUGGGGUCAGCAAGCCGCCGCCUUCCAAGGGAGGCGCUUCGAAGGGAGGCGGAGGAGUGGCCAAGGCGGAUUGGAGGGAAGGCUUCAAGAAGCCGCAAGUGGGCGUGAGCGACAUGACGCUCCUCUCAAAAGUAUCCAACGAAGCCGUCAAUGAUAAUCUGCACAAGCGAUUUCAAAAUGCAGAGAUUUACACGUACAUUGGCAAUGUGCUCAUCUCUGUCAAUCCUUUCAGAGACCUGGGCAUCUACGGCCAAGACACGCUCUCAUCCUAUCGAGGCAAAAACAGGUUGGAAAUGUCGCCGCACGUGUUUGCCAUUGCAGAGUCUGCUUAUUACAACAUGCAAGCAUACAAGGAGAAUCAGUGCGUCAUCAUCACCGGAGAGAGCGGCGCUGGAAAGACGGAAGCUGCAAAGCGCAUCAUGCAGUACAUUGCUGCCGUCAGUGCAGAGGGUGCGCGCGAUAUCCAAGACAUCAAGGAGAUGGUGCUGGCUACCAACCCGCUGCUCGAAAGCUUCGGAUGCGCAAAAACGCUUAGGAACAACAACUCGAGUAGGCACGGCAAGUUCUUGGAGAUCAUGCACGACGAGCAAGGCGCACCGACUGGAGCUUCGAUUCGAAACUUUUUGCUCGAAAAGAGCCGAGUGGUUGGGCAAAUCCGAGACGAGCGCAACUUUCACAUCUUUUACCAACUGACAAAGGGAGCCAACGACUCUCAGAGGGAAUACUUUGGCAUUCAAGGACCCGAAGCGUACGCAUAUACGAGCAAGUCGAAAUGUCUGGACGUGCAGGGCAUCAACGAUGUGGCCGAUUUCAACAGCACCCUAGACGCCAUGAACACCAUCGGACUGACGGGUGAGGAGCAAAAUGACAUAAUCCGCAUGCUCGCUUCCAUCCUCUGGCUGGGCAAUGCCGUCUUCAGGGAAAACGCGCAAGGCAAUGCGGAAAUAAGCGAUCCGGGCGUGCCAGACUUUGUGGCCUACUUGCUGGAGGUGGACUCUGCUGCAGUGACGAAAGCGCUGACGGAAAAGAUUGUCGAAACGCAAAGAGGCGUGGGCAGAAGAGGUUCCGUUUACGAGUCGCCUCUCAACCCCGCACAAGCUGGAGCUGUGCGAGAUGCUUUGGCAAAGGCCAUCUACAACAAUCUUUUCGAUUGGCUCGUGGCCAGAAUCAACACCAGUAUGGCCCCUCGUGGUGCAGUGUCCAACAUGAUUGGCAUUCUGGACAUCUACGGAUUCGAAAUCUUCGAGCAAAAUUCGUUUGAACAGUUGUGCAUCAACUUUGUCAACGAAAAGCUGCAGCAAAUCUUCAUCGCACUGGUGCUGCGCAAGGAGCAAGAAGAAUACGACGCCGAGCAAAUCCAAUGGAAGCCCAUUCCAUACUUUGACAACGCAAUCGUCUGCGAACUGAUAGAAGGCGUACGACCAAAGCCAGGAAUCUUUGCCACGCUCAACGACGCUGGUGCGACUGCGCAUGCAGACCCCGCUGCAGCAGACAACGCGUUUAUGCAAAGAGCAAGCGCGCUCACCUCGAAUCCGCGCUUUGAAGCUAGGGGAUCUCGCUUCACCAUCAGGCACUACGCUGGAGACGUGAGCUACACGAUAGGCGGUCUGGCCGAGAAGAACAGAGAUGCUCUUGCCAAGGACAUUCUCGACUUGGUCGACACAUCCAGCAACGGCUUUUUGAGAAAUCUCUUCUCUGAGCGCCCUGAUCCAAACAGCAAAAAGAGACCGCCUACUGCUGGUGACCGCAUCAAGGCUAGCGCCACCGACCUUGUCGACACUCUCAUGAAAGCCGAGCCGCACUAUAUUCGGACGAUCAAGCCAAACGAGACAAAAAGUCCAAAGGAUUAUGAUACAGCUCGCGUGCUCGAACAAGCCGUCUACCUCGCUCUUGCUGAAAAUAUUCGCGUCCGUCGCGCAGGGUUUGCAUACAGAUCCACUUUCGAGAGACUGGUCGAGCGCUUCUACCUGCUGUCGCCUGCCACUUCCUAUGCCGGCGAGUACACUUGGCAAGGGGACGCGCGGAGUGGUUGCGAGCGCAUCCUGACAGACACUGGCAUAGCCAACGAGGAAUGGCAAAUGGGCGUCACAAAGGCUUUCAUCAAGAGCCCCGAGACGCUAUUCGCUCUCGAAAAGAUGAGAACAGAGUACUGGAACAACAAGGCUCGCAUGAUUCAGAGGGCCUUUCGUAACUACAUGAGGUACAAGAACGAGUGUGCGCGGAGGAUUCAGCGCGUGUGGCGCACCCAAGCAUCGAGACUUGCCCUGGUGCAGCUACGAGAUUACGGUCACCAGAUGCUCGCGAGCCGAAAGGAGCGCAGACGUUUCAGCCUCAUCAGCAUGCGUCGAUUCACUGGUGAUUAUCUGGACGUCGGCGGCAGCAGCGCCGAGGGUGAGAUGCUCAAGAGGGCGUCGGGCAUGGCGAGCACCGAAGAUGUAGCUUUCUCUGCGCGCGUCCAUAUUCUCGUCUCCCGCCUCGGUCGAUCCAGCAAACCCUCGCCGCGCUUCUUUGUCCUGACGGACAAGGCGGCAUACUUUCUCGUCACUCAGCUUGUCAACAAACAGCCGCAAACGACGUGCGAAAGGCGCAUCGUGCUUGGCAGCAUCCAAUCCGUUGGGCUUUCCGCUCUUCGCGAUGACUGGAUCGUAUUCAACGUAUCCGGCACGCCGGAGCCCGAUCCCGUAUUUCACACGCACUUCAAGACCGAGCUCACCACGCACCUUUUGCAGCGCACCUCGGGUGCCGUCAAUGUGAUCGUAUCGAACGCGCUGGAGCACUCGACGGGCAAGGACAAGAAAAAGAUUGUCAAGUUUCAAAAGGAUGAGGCGGUGCAGCGAGAGGAUGUGUACAAGAGCUCUACUGUGACGGUCGCUUCAGGAGAGGCACCCAGCAGUCUGAGCAAGCCACCUGCCAAAAAGAAACCCGGCUUGGUCAGACCGAUCACGUCUGGCAAGCUGCUUCGAGCCGGCGGGCCAUCGAAUGCCAACCGCGUCGCCAAACCUCGCGCUGUGCCCAGGCCGACACCUACGCCAGCGACGCUUCCCAGCGGCAGGAAAGCGGCGGCGCCAGCUGCACCUGCUGGCAUUCCCACAACGAACGGCUCCUCGAACAGAGCCGCGGCCCCCAAACGCGCAUCGGUUGCUGCUCCACCACCCCCGCCCGCGGUACCAAAGUAUCUCGUCCUGUACGCCUUUGAUACGGAUCAGGAUGGAGAAAUGUCGCUCGCAAAGGAUGAAGAGGUGGAAGUGACGCAAAAGGAGGAGAAUGGUUGGUGGCUGGUCAAGAAGAAUGGCAUCGAGGGCUGGGCUCCUUCAAACUACCUCGAGCUGAUCAAGCAAGCUCCCAAGCCGAAAGCUGCCCCGCCUCCGGCGCCGCCGCCGACGAAAAGAGCGCCACCACCAGCCCCCGCGGCUGCAGGUACGACUUCGUCCGGCUUUGGUGCACCCAAGCCGGUCACGGCUGCUGCCAAACCCGCUUUCGCGAACGGUGCAGCGGCAGCAGCAGCAGCAGCACCCGCGCCCAAGCCCAAACCCACGACGAGCAAUGUGGGAAGCAUGAAACGCUCAGAGAUGCCAACGGCCAUGACGGCAGAUGCGGGCGCAGCGCCAGUAGCAGUGAUGCCCGGCAUGGGCGCACCCGGAGGAUUCGCAGCCGUCUUGGCCAAAAAGAAGGCCGAGGCCGCAGCAGCGCGAGGUGAAGCGCCUCCAGCUAGUGCAGCCGGCGGUGGUGGUGGCGGCAGCAGCAGCGGCGGCGGCGGCGGCGUCGGAAAAGGUCCACCGCCCGCACCUGGCGCAAAGCCAGGCAAACCUCCUGCUCCUCCCAAGCCUUCCGCUGCAGGAUCCGGUGGUGGUGCGAGGUUGCCGCCGCCUCCGCCUCGCAGGCCGUAAAUUGUUCAACGACUCGCCGGAUUCGCUGCAGCCCUGUAGAAACUUCUCUCUUCCUUUCCCCAUUCGCUUUCCAUCUUCUAACGAUGUACCUGUGCUUACAUGAGCGCGGGCGUGUAUGGCGUCACAAUUGAUCAGAUACACACAAAAAGAAUCACGUUGGCGCGGAUGCGGAGCAAUUACAACGCGCGUGCGCGA
Molecule: messenger RNA, 4259 nt
Organism: Ceraceosorus guamensis
Lineage: Eukaryota; Fungi; Basidiomycota; Exobasidiomycetes; Ceraceosorales; Ceraceosoraceae
Exons: 9
Coding region: 141-4064 (1307 amino acids)
Biological process (GO): vesicle transport along actin filament; actin filament organization; endocytosis
Cellular component (GO): microvillus; cell tip; vesicle
Molecular function (GO): microfilament motor activity; actin filament binding; ATP binding
Source: RefSeq, a predicted model, not a curated record